Messenger RNA from Xiphias gladius (swordfish), 2856 nucleotides. Its product is annotated as kelch-like protein 33. Gene Ontology annotation, molecular function: protein binding. The transcript is spliced from 4 exons. The record is from RefSeq and is a predicted model, not a curated record. Lineage: Eukaryota; Metazoa; Chordata; Actinopteri; Istiophoriformes; Xiphiidae. Bases 1 to 2856 code for a protein of 951 amino acids.
AUGGAAGCAGAAGAAAUAAAUGAAGGAAAUGAAGAGAAGGGAGUGGAAGAGAAAGUAAAGAGGGAGGAGGUGGAGGAGGAGGUGGUGAAGGAAGCAAAGGAAUUGGACGAAGUGGGAGAAAAUGAAGUAGAGAGGGAGGUUAAGGUUGAUGAGGAGGAAGACGGGGAAGGGAAGGAAAAAGAGCAGGUAGAGGAUGAGGAUGUUAAGAAAGAUGAGGAACCAGAAACGGAGCAAACUGCACAUUAUGACCUCAGAGCACAGUUUAGAGAACACAUGAACGGGAGAAGAAGUGACGACGCGCAUGUUCGGCAAAACCAAAAAAAUACAGUGCAAGAAGACGGAGCAAUAAAAGAGGAAAACAACUUUUUAUAUUCAGUCAAAUUCGAUAAUGAAGAUUCUGACUGGACAGGACCUGAAUAUGAACGUUACAACUCUGAAAGAAUAAAGAAUGAAGACAGGGUUAUUGAAGAACAAUGUAAAGAAAAAGAAGAGGAAAAUGAGAGCGAGAAACGUACAGAUGAGGAAGAAACACUCGCAGAAUCUUGGACAAUGCGUGCUGAAGAUUUUCAAGGCUAUCAAGAAAAGCUUCAAUACGAAGACUCUACAGAUGACGAGGAGGCAAAACAUUCGAUGUAUGAAGAUGCGGAUAGUAAUGAUGAAGAUGUGGUAAAGAUUUACUGCAAAGAUGAUAAUCCCACGGAUGUAUUCCGCACUUUGACAGAGUUCAGGGACUCUUCCAUUCUCACUGACCUAAAUGUGGGCACACAGGAUGGGAAGAGUUUCCAUGUACACUCCCCUGUCCUGGCUGCUGUCAGCUCCCUUAUCAGGGAAAGUCUGAGUAGAAGAAUUAUAGAAAAUGAUGGAGUCGAUAAAAGAAAAGACGAUGAUACAAGUGUUGGAAUCAGCAGGUGGUCGGUAUCUCUGGGUCCACAGGUGGAUCACGUUGGAUUAGAGGCAGUUGUGGAGUUUGCCUACUGUGGACAUAUAUCCUGUCUGAACAAGGACAGAAUGGAACAGAUAAAGGCUGCAGCUCAAACACUUGGUGCACCCAGGGUGCUGGAUCUCUGCACCAAGGUAGAGUACACAAAAACUGGAGAGCAGAAGAAAGGAGAAAGAAUCUCGGCUGCAGAACAAAUGAUGAUCAGUCUUCAGUCCAUCAAACAGCUGUGGGUGGACAGGGUGGGCUGUGAUGUUAUUUUGGAAACUAUUGGUGAAUCACUUCAUGUCCACAGAGUCAUCCUGGCUGUGAGUAGUGACUACUUCCGUGGAAUGUUCAACUCGGGGAUGAGGGAGUCCCAUCAGCCUUGUGUGUCUCUCCCCUUCCUGUUGGCUUCAGAGCUGGAGGUUCUGAUCAGCUGCUCCUAUGGCGGGACUCUGCCCCUCAGCUGGAGGUGUGUCUUUGAGAUCACCAGCACUGCUCUCCAACUCCAGUACCAACCUGCCCUUUCCUUGUGCCUUAACUUCCUGCAACAAGAAAUUAAUCCCCACUCCUGCCUGGAUGUGGUAUCCUUUGCUGAGGCUUACGAGAUGGUGCAGCUUCUCGAAGUUGCGGACGAUUUCGUCUUGCGACAAUUUCAAAAGGUAGCGUGCACCCUAAAGUUCAGGGACCUACCAGUCAAACAACUCCUUAAGUACCUGAACAGUCACUCACUCUGUGUUCCAUCUGAGCUUGUUGUAUUCAAAGCAGUGGUGGCAUGGAUUCAAGCUAAGCCCAAAAAAAGGCUUAAAUUUGUGAAGGAAUUGAUGAAAACCAUCCACUUUCCCCUGAUGACGUUCAAGGAAUUCAAAGAGGUCCAGUCUCUGAUUAUGUGGUCGGAUCACAGCCUGGUCGAGCUCUACAAAGCAGUUUGUGAGGAUUUCUGCUCCAACGAGACUGCACCACAGAGUCAGUGCCGCAUCUAUCUGCCAAAAGAGAGUCUGGUCUUGAUUGGAGGUGACUGGAUCUCUGAAGACCUGGGUAGUCGCAGAAUCAGCAGAGAACUAUGGUUUGGGAAUUCCCUUAGGAACCAUACAGGGAUAAAAAAGGCCAUGGAGUGGAGAAGGUUGGGAGAAAUGCCAGAGCCGGCGAGGUUCAGUCAUGAGGUGGCGGUGCUCAAAGAACAACUGUACGUGUUUGGGGGCAAGAAGUAUUAUGGCAUCAGUGACACCCUGAAUUCUGUUUACAGGUAUGACCCCUGUCAAAACAGCUGGGAGAGCCUAGCUGAAAUGCAGGAAAAGAGAUGCUCUUUCUCUGUGGUUGUGCUGGAUGGAAGGAUAUAUGCCAUCGGUGGACAAUGCAACCCUGAGUAUAUAGAUAGUGUGGAACGAUACUGCCCCACUACAAACUCUUGGAGCUUCACCUGGCCUUUGGAUCUGCCUCUGAGCGGGCACGUGGCAAAAGUUUUACAAGGACAGAUCUUCGUCUCAGGAGGGCUGAACAGCGACUACAGGUGUCUUACCUCAAUGUUUCUGUACCACCCAGAGACAGGGAGCACCUAUCUGGCAAACAUGACUAAACCUCGGGCUCAUCACUGCAUGGAGACCCUGGGUAACCGCCUUUAUGUAGCAGGUGGAACCACCACAGAUGAAAACAUGACCCUUGUUGACCAGCUAGCCUGUGAGGUGUACAGUCCAGCUGCUGACUCCUGGACUGCCUUCACAUCUCUGUCAGUGCCACAUGUUGGAGCAGGAAGUGCAGUUUGGGAGGGAAAGUUUUAUGUGCUGGGUGGAUACAGCCAGGAGGACUACGGUGACACUAAAAUGGUCCAUCGUUAUGAUCCCACCACGCAGACGUGGGAGAACAUGGGCAAGAUGCCUGGGCCGAACAAUGACAUACGAGCAUCUCUGCUGUGUCUGCCACAACAUUUCCGUUUGUGA